GGAUUCUCAUGUGACAUUCUGCAAUGUCUCUAUCAUGAGCUAAAUGUCAGCAGCGAUAGAGUUUUUGCAUCCGAGCAACACUUGGACUUGGAGAAUAUAGCGGAUCUCACGACGAACUUCGAAGACGGGAACGAGGGUUCUCAAGAUGAGACCUCGCAAAUCCCCGUCCCAUGUCACAGUCUCAAGCGCCCUCAUUCAUAUCGCAUCGCGUCUUAUGAUUAGGUUCUUUAUGGCUCCGAUCGUGAAUGCGACAGAAGCGGAGGCGAAUGAAAUAGUUUUGUUAUUAUGGAGAGCUUUGGCCGUCGAAUUGCUGACACGUUGAGCAGGACUCCGGGAUUUGACACAAAUCAAAAGGCAACUACAUAUCUCGUGUGCCUUCACUGUUAUGUGCGAUGCAGGAAUAUGAAAUGCGCAAGGCACAUCUCAUUGUAUAGCUGCCUGAUACUCCGUCCCGGUACAGAGCCUUUAACCUUGUCUGUUCCCGGAAAUGGCUCGGAACAGUGCCAGUCAAAUGGCCAGAAGUCUAUUGGUCAGUCUUUGGUUCCUGCUGAUCGCAUCUUUCGCUUGCGUUGGAUCUCCGCAAUUCGCGCAGAUAGACGAAAUGCUGGGCAGAACUUAUUUGUCCUACUCUUCGGACACAAGUUUUCAACAUUGAGAAGUAGAGCGCCUUUCGGAGUCGAAAAAGUUACGGCGCCUGCAUGAGAUGAUAUGUGCUAAGAACUCGAAGCGGGUUAUGAUCCGUGUAACAGCACUGGGCUUGCCCUCUCAGAACCUCCGUAUUAUGUCUUUAGUAACGAAUAAGCGCCCAUGCGUAGUGUAUAAAGGAGGUUGGCCCAAGGUUCUAUCCACUACCAACAACGACUCUAACAGACUAACAUCAUGACUUCAACCGCUUGGCCGACUCCACAAGAUCUCGAUGACCUUCAGGGUGACAUUGUUCUCGGUAUUCCCAAGUUCGCUGAAGACUUUUUGUUCUUCAAUAUCACCAACGUCGCCAAUUUCAAGAAUGACCUUAAGCAGAUCGUCCCUUCCAUCACAACGACAACACAGGUUCAAAAGAUGCAGCAGCAGAUUGCGCAAAACAAGCUCGCUGGUAUAGUUGACCUGGUCAAGAUAUCUGCGAUAAACAUCGCAUUUACAGAGUCAGGCCUGAAGAAGUUGGGCGUCACUGACGACCUUGGAGACCAAUCGUUCAAUGCUGGACAAAUCGAAAGCGCCAAGGACCUUGGGGACGGAACGACAGAUUCUUCUGGCAACUUUGACCCCGGCUGGCUUGAUGCUUUUAAGAACGGCGUUGAUGGUAUCUUCCUGUUCGGUGGAGACUCAGAUGUAUCCAUUCUUGAAGGCGAGGCAAAAGUCCGGCUUGUCUUCGCUACCUCUAUUUCGGAGGCUCUCACCGUUCCCGGUCGUGUUCGUCCGGACAAAGAGAAGGGUCAUGAGCACUUUGGCUUCAAAGACGGAAUCUCGUUCCCUGCAAUCAAAGGAAUGGUUGAUCCUCUACCAGGCCAGAUCGAGGUCUCCCCUGGUGUUAUUGUUUGCGGUACCGAUGGUGACACCGUCUCCCGGCCCGCUUGGGCGAAGAACGGAUCUUUCCUCGUGUACCGCCACCUGAAACAAUUUGUUCCGGAAUUCAACGCAUUCCUCAAAAACAACCCGAUCGUUGACCCUCGCGUAGCAAGUGCUGACCAGAAUGAGCUGGUCGGCGCCCGGAUGUUCGGACGCUGGAAGAGCGGCGCGCCGAUUGAACUUGCUCCGUUUGCAGACGAUCCUACUCUAGCAGGUGACGCACAGAGAAACAAUAACUUCGACUUCUCGGAUAGCUCGACCGACCAGACAAUUUGUCCCUUCGCCGCGCACAUCCGUAAGACAAACCCAAGGGCUGAUUUGCUCAAAAUACCCGGAGGUGGUGGUUCCCCAGACUUCCUGCUGCCACGCAUGAUCAAUCGUCAAAGCAUUCCUUUCGGGCCAGAGGUCAAUCCGCUCUUAGAAGCGGAAAAGACGGUGCUUGAUCGCGGACUUGCCUUUGUCUGUUACCAAAGCAACAUCACCGCUGGCUUUGAGUUCGUCCAGAAAUCAUGGGUUAACACGGAAUCGUUCCCACCUCAGAAGCCAGUCCAGCCAGGAUUUGAUCCUAUCAUUGGCCAGAAAAAUGGCGCAGAACGCGAGAUGACUGGUCUCAACCCGAAUGCCCAGUCUCAACAGACGAAGCUGCCAUUUGAAUUUGUCCAGUCGAAGGGAGGAGCGUAUUUCUUCUCGCCAUCCAUCAGUGCACUCACGACAAAGCUUUCUGUAUAAGUAAAAGUAAUAACGAGAAUACAGUAGCACUAAGCUCAGAUGUAUAUCGGAAUUCCUUGAAUACAAAUCCAAUUCAU
Messenger RNA from Fomitiporia mediterranea MF3/22, 2372 nucleotides. It is a transcript of the gene FmDyP2, whose product is annotated as DyP-type peroxidase. Bases 880 to 2295 code for a protein of 471 amino acids. Gene Ontology annotation, cellular component: cytosol. The transcript is spliced from 12 exons. Lineage: Eukaryota; Fungi; Basidiomycota; Agaricomycetes; Hymenochaetales; Hymenochaetaceae. The record is from RefSeq and is a predicted model, not a curated record. Gene Ontology annotation, molecular function: heme binding; peroxidase activity.